Ctenocephalides felis (cat flea) is the source of this 2832-nucleotide messenger RNA. Its product is annotated as leucine-rich repeat-containing protein 24-like. Lineage: Eukaryota; Metazoa; Arthropoda; Insecta; Siphonaptera; Pulicidae. Gene Ontology annotation, molecular function: protein binding. The record is from RefSeq and is a predicted model, not a curated record. The coding region runs from base 86 to 2299 and encodes 737 amino acids. The transcript is spliced from 2 exons.
GGAGAGUCUUCUGGAAAUAAAUGCAAUCUACGAGUCCACAACUUCGUCGAUCUUUAAGUUUCAUUUCUGACGCAUUAUAAUCGAGAUGGCGCAACUACUCCGUGCUCUUGUCUGGUGUGCCAUGGUGCUCCUGUCAUUCGCAUUCGGUGAAGACGACUGGGCACAGUGUUCAAUUUGUCGUUGCAAAUGGAGAUCUGGCAAAAAAUUUGCAGACUGCUCUAACUCAAGUCUUACAGCUAUACCAUCAUUGAGUCCUGAAAUUCAAGUACUCGAAUUGUCCGGUAACCCAAUCGCAGAACUUUCAAGAGAAGUAUUUGAGAAUGCAAGAAUAAAUAAUUUACAUCACCUUCUUAUGCGCGAUUGCACUCUUCAAGAACUGCAUCAAGAUGCUCUAAAAGGUCUCUCCAUUCUUACGGAGCUGUAUUUGGAACAUAAUAAAAUACGUGUCCUUCAUUCCAGCACGUUUGUUACGAACGUUAAAAUUCGUAUAAUAUUUCUCAAUUAUAAUCUUAUUGAACGAAUAGAAGACGACACAUUUAAAGACUUGAAAUUUCUUCAGCGUGUUGAAAUCCGCGACAAUCGUUUGAAGAAAAUAGGAUCAAAUGCAUUUGUCAAUACCCCAGUUCUGAAAACCGUUGCUUUAGAUGGUAAUCAAUUGACCCACAUCAGGAUAGAAACGCUAGAUAAACUAGAUAAACUAGCUAGUUUAGAUCUAGAUAGGAAUCCUUGGACUUGUGAUUGCCGCAUGCGAUCUUUCAGAGAAUGGUUUAUUGACCGCAAUCUGUAUACCAGGCCAACUACAUGCGCAGAACCACCUCGUCUUCGUGGUCGUCUCUGGCCAUCUUUGGACCCGAAUCAAUUUGCAUGCAUCGUGAAAAUUUUAGAGCCACGACAAGGUACUUCGGCAGAUGUAGCUGUUGGCGGAUCUGUAACACUGCCAUGUCGCGCAAGUGGGGAGCCAUUGCCAGAAAUAAAAUGGAUCAGAGAUGGACGGGUGGUACUACCUAACCAUCAGUAUGGCGAGCGUUAUAAACUUAGUGAAGGUAUAGCAGAUGCAACAUCGAGAUGGCUCAAUCUAACCAUCACUGAAGCACGCGCUCAGGAUCGCGGCGAUUUUAGAUGCAGCGCUGCAAACGCGGCAGGAAUGGCGGAAGUCGACAUGCAGUUACUGGUCGCAGGUGGUGGACGCGGCGGAUUUGGUUCCUCUGGAUCUUCUGGAAAUUCUGUCGAUAGCGUCCUACUCAUUGCUACUUGCGUCGCAAUUGCCGUGCUUGCAUUAUUGGCACUUGGACUGCUGCUGGGCUGUUUUUUUUACAGAAGGAGGAACACGCGGGACUCUAAAUGCGAACCUUUAAAUAUGAAUGGCGACUCUGUAAUGCUUGAAGGCUCUGUAAUUCCUGAAAUGGAAAAGAGUUUAUUAAACACAUCCACCGUAUUCGUCAAGACACCGCGCCGAGAUAAUAUAAACGAUACGAAAACUACAGAAGUAACCGAAAUGAGCCGAACUUUGCUUGAUGGGGAUUCAGUCUUUGCUGGAAGUGCUGAUGAAGAGAGCCGUUCCUUGGACUUCACCGAGCCGACGCGAACUCAGCGAUCUCGAGAUUGUCUUGAUCCUGAAUAUGUUCGAGCCCAUGACGAUCGCACUCAUCGACCUGAUCUACUGCCCUCAUUCCCUGCACGUGCACCGCAAUUAUCGCCAGCUGGAAGCAGCACAGCCUCGGUUGGGCCUCAGUCUCCAUCUGGAUCUGCUUACCAGUAUCGAUUCCGCACACUGCCGCAUUCGCAUUCGCACUCGCGUUCUCAGUCUCCAUUCACUGGCACCGUGAUCAACGUCCCACCAAGGCAUGGAUAUGUGACGAUACCGAGACGUCCGUCCGGUCAAAAGUGGUCUGUCAGUUCGGCGCCGCCUCAGACUACACUCACGAAGGACGACUGCGAGCCGGUGUACGACAACUUAGGAUUACGAACUACAGCCGACGGCAGCUCCGUGCUGUCUUUGAAUAAGCUUGCGGCAAGUUCUCCGGCACCUCAUGCUGCCGGAACGAUGAGAAGUCGCCCACUGCCGCUGCCGCCACAUUAUACGCCUCUGGGCGAUGAGAAUAGAACGCAGCCUGAAGGCGCAUCCCUGGGACGCACGGACGAGAUGUCUGUAACUGUACUGCCGGGGAGAGAAACGCCAGCCCUGAGGCCAUCCGGUAAGGUCGGGCCCAAAGUUCCGCCGAAGCCUAGCAAGAUGAUCCUGAGAGCGGAAUCGACGCCACUCUACGAAGACGAAUGCGAAGAUGGAACGGAGGUCUAACAAGAAAACAUUGAGUAUUUUUAUAGUGUUGGGUGCCAUAGAAUGUACAUUGAGGACCAAAAUAGAUUAGAAAAUAAAACGAUGUACCUUUUUACGAAUUCGACAGUGUGCUAAGAGAGGUGACUAAAACUGGAUUAGGUUUUAAUUAAAAUUUAAGUAAAUUGUACUAUAUGUAGGUUAAUUGGAAUAUGGAAUACGAAGUGUACUAUGUUUGCAUAUGUGUUAAUAUGCGUAAGAAUAUAUAUGUAUAGUGCAUAAAUUUAGGAUAUAAUUGUCCAAUUAUGAAACUGACCACGCAAAAGACUUGCAAGGACUUGUAAUAAUAAUGAUGAAUAGUGCCUUUUUAAGUUAUAUUUUAUGUGUCUUCUUGUUCGCGUGAUUACAUGGGGUUGAGUGAAACGAUGUAGGAACAUUUGGCAGAAUUGAUAUGUGAAAGAAACUAUUUGGUGCUUGAAAAACUAAUCAUGCUUCCUGCUUUUACUUUCUCCCCCGCAUGCGAAUUAUCUUAUAUGUGGUGUAAAUAAAUUAAGAUA